AUGAAGGUCUCCGUUGCCGUCCUUUCUCUCUUCCUUGCGGCUUCGAUGGCUAUGCCGGCUCCUACGCAGCCGAACCAGAUCCAGCCCCGACUCGAGUUUAACAAUCUUAAUGACUUGGCGAGUCAGGAGGGUCUCACCAGUGUGGUCACGACAUUGCAGAAGAGUGUCCAUAUUGGUGGCACCGAGUCGAACACGCCGGGAGGUCCCUCGACGGGCGGUAACUAG
Molecule: messenger RNA, 225 nt
Organism: Aspergillus pseudonomiae
Lineage: Eukaryota; Fungi; Ascomycota; Eurotiomycetes; Eurotiales; Aspergillaceae
Exons: 2
Coding region: 1-225 (74 amino acids)
Source: RefSeq, a predicted model, not a curated record